Molecule: messenger RNA, 3649 nt
Organism: Onthophagus taurus
Lineage: Eukaryota; Metazoa; Arthropoda; Insecta; Coleoptera; Scarabaeidae
Source: RefSeq, a predicted model, not a curated record
GUCGCCGAGCAUUUUCAUAGCACACCGCGAUCCCAAGUGCGGGCUCGGAUCCGCCGAGAUGCCAGCGGCUUCCUAAUAGUUAAAUCAUAGAUGGCUUUGAUAAAAUGAGCCCAAUAGUCCGCUCGACUGCGACGCGAACGCCGCUGCUUCGGUUAAAUCACCUCACUCCUUUUUAAUCAGUUACAAAAAAAAAAAAUAAGUUAUGAUCAAAAAAUAAUUAUUCAUUUUUUUUGAAUGUUGUUUUGGUGGGUUUCAUUUUUGUUUCUUUUUUGUUUCGCGAUCGAUCUCUUUUGUUAUUAUUGUGCCUUCGAUCACGUGUGUUUUGUUUUAAAGAUUUUAGUGGUUUUUUUUAUUUUUUUUGAAAUGAUUAUUGCAAUGAAACGAAAUGAAAUGAGUUUGUGACUUAUAAAUCGUGGAUUUUAAGGAAACGUUUUUUUAGAACGAUCCUCAAAUACAAAGAGAAUCACCAACAAGACCCGAAUACAAAAUAAACCGAAUAAAAAAGAAAAAAUUCACAAUCUAACCAUAAAGAUAAAAGACGUCGGGGCGAUUUCGCCGAAUUCGCCAAACGAUUUCCUUCUUCGCUUUCGCGCACCAGAAGCCUGCAACCACGGACGAUCAACAUUUGUUGAACAACCUGAAGGUCGAACAUGAAAACUUAGUGGCCAAGUGGCUGCAAAGUUCGUUUAAGGUCCAGGAAUCAGCAGCAGCCCUGGAUCUCCGCGCGGCCCCCCUCAGCCUCCAAAUACCCAUGGCCGAGGUCAAUAACAGGCCCGUUUUUAAAAUGAACAACGACUUUUGGAACCAGCCGAGAGGCCCUCCGCAGAGUAUAGCUCAAAACCUAUCAAAUUCUAACCAAAAUAGUCCAGUUCCCGGUUCGAAUAAUUCGGUGCCGUCGCAUUCCCCAUCGCAACAAAGCAACAGCAGCCAAAAUCAUGUAAUCACCCAAGGCGCUUUGGCCCUACAACAAGCUCACGCGCAAGUACAACAAAACCAACCCGGUCAACAGCAACAACAACAACAACAGCAGCAACAACAACCCGGGAUGCAACAAGAUACGUUCAAAGAUACGUUCAAAGACACGUUCAAAGACACGUUCAAAGACACCUUCAAAGACACCUUUAAAGACACCUUCAAAGACUCGAUCCAGCAAAAAUUGCUGCAACAACAACAACAAAAUCAGCAACAACAACCGGGGCAAAACCAACACAACCAAAGUCCCGUUCCGCAAAACCCCAUGGUUCAACAGCAACAAAAUCAAGGACCCAACUCGAUUCAAAACCAACAAAUCGGGAGUCCCACUCAACAGCAGCAACAACAAAUUGUGCAACAACAACAAGCUCACGUUCACGCUUUGGCGCAAGUUGCUCAACACUCGCUGGUGCAGAUGUCUCAACAGCAAGGGUUACCCAGUGGGCAAAAUUCGCCGGAUAAAAUGACGGAGAAGUUCGUGAAUGAUUUGCAGCUGCCGGAUUUUAAUCAACUGCAGAGGAACACCUCUUCAUCAGCGAUUUCCGAACGAACCUUGGAAGAAUGCUGGACGACCCUACAACGAGUGAGUUGGAUACUUUUCGACCGUAUUUUCAUGCAGAAAUCGGCGAUGCAACUACACGCGCGAGAACUGACGGGACGCAGCGAAGUCAAACCGCACCAAUGUCAGCAAUGUCUGAAAUCGUUCAGCAGCAAUCAUCAGCUCGUCCAGCAUAUCAGGGUCCACACUGGCGAGAAGCCGUACAAAUGCUCCUAUUGCGAUCGGAGGUUUAAACAACUCAGUCAUGUGCAACAACACACCAGACUACACACGGGUGAAAGACCUUACAAAUGCCAUCUUCCGGAUUGCGGCCGAGCGUUCAUCCAACUGUCCAAUCUUCAGCAGCAUUUGAGGAAUCACGACGCCCAAGUGGAAAGGGCGAAAAACCGUCCGUUUCACUGCAACAUUUGCGGCAAAGGUUUCGCCACCGAGUCAAGUUUGCGCACGCAUACGUCCAAAGUAAGCCAUUGUCUUGGUCGUUUGCAGCAACACGCAGCCCUGAUCGGCGGUCCGAAUGCUACGUCGUGUCCCCUCUGCCACAAGAUGUUCCUCGGGGGCGAAGCCCUCAUGGAACAUAUGAAGCACACGCAUAAAGAUCCGAACGCCUCAGGUGUUGCCAUUGACGCAAUCGAUCCCUAUUUAGCGAAAAGGCGGACCGCGAACCAUCCGUGUCCCGUUUGUGGAAAACACUACGUGAACGAGGGUUCCUUAAGGAAGCACCUGGCCUGCCACCCGGAAACGUCCCAGCUAAGUAGUCCGCUAAGGAUGUGGCCCUGUUCGGUUUGCCAAGCCGUUUUCACCCACGAAUCAGGACUUUUAACACACAUGGAGCAUAUGAGGAUGGAUCCAAAGCACCAAUUUGCCGCCCAAUACGUCUUAUCGAGAGCGGCGGCGGAACGAAGGGAACGAGAAAACUUACUGGCUGCCGUUUCUUCAGGAGGGAGUCUCUUGGGUUUACCGGGAAUGGCUGCAAAUUCGAGUGCAAGUCCGAUGUGCCCAUCUCCCAGCGCCCAUAGCGACAGCUCCUCUGGUAACGGCAGGUUAUCAUCAGCUGGUUCGGAAACCGGCGGCUUAAACAAUAACAAUAAUAAUUGCAAUACGAAGUUGGGGGAUAUGUUAAGAAGUAAUAACGGUGAAAGGUUCCAAUACAACGUCGAGGAGCAGAUUCAGAACGCGAAUCGAAUGGCUGCAUUAGCGACGAUGGUGAAUCAAGGCGCGGUGCCCCCCGGCUUGGGGACGGACACUUCGACCGCGGCGAACAUUGCCAACAUUGCCAAUUUAGCGAUGCGAUUAGGGGUGACACAAGAUUUUUAUUCGCAGGCGAAUCAGGUGACUAAUUCGAGUAACCCCUCAACGCCACCGAUUACAAACGAGACGCUCUCCAUGUCCAUGAACGCGAUGCGCGCCAUGGACAGCAUCCGUAGCAUGGACGCGGCACGCAACUCGCUCAUGGACAUGUCUGGGACGCAACAGGGACAACAACAGGACGCGCUCAGGAUGCACCAGCAAGCGGAAGCUUUGCUUAGAUCGCAAGCGGAAGCUGCUCUUAGACUAGCAAUGACACAAGUGAGUUCAAUCUGGGAUGCAACUUUCAAUUGCGUUCUUGCACCUCGACCUUGUUAUGAUGAGUUCAGAAAUGUGUUUUAUCUUAGAAUGAAGCUGAGACUCUCUAUUUUUGAAUUAGGUAUAAAAAUGUUUAUGUUUGAUAUAGAAAAAUUUUAGGAAAUAAAUUUACAAGAUGAACCAGUUCAGGUAGAAUCACAUCUACCUUAUCAUGAUGAGUUCAGAAAUGAGUUAUAUCUUAAAAUGAAGCUGAAAGUCUCUAUUUAUGAAUGAGGUAUAAAAAUGUUUAGGUUUCAUAUAGAAAAAUUGUAAGAAAUAAAUUUAGAAGAUGUAGUAAAAAUUAAAAGAAUCACAUUUACCUUAUUAUGAUGAGUUCAGAAAUGAGUUAUAUCUUAAAAUGAAGCUGAGAGUCUCUAUUUUUGAAUUCGGUAUAAAAAUGUUUAGGUUUGAUAUAGAAAAAUGUUAGGAAAUAAAUUUAGAAGAUGAACCAGUUCAUUUAUGCAUUGUCAGAAAGAAGUAAAAAUUAAAACAAUCACCUCUGCCUUAUUAUGAUGA